AUGGAACCGGUAGACGCGGCAUCCGACGAAGAAAUGGGAGAGUCAGACGUUGGCAAUUUGUGGUCGCUAGAGGGCGGUUCGUCGAAUACCGCUGUUCUACAGUCUGACGCUGUGAAUGUUCUGGAGCCGAAGGUGCUCCCUAUUUGUGCCACGGUACUCGUGGAAGGUCAGUCGCUACAUAUGGAAGUUUAUACGGGGGCCGUCUACUCGGUGAUUGGCGAAGCGGAGUUCACGAGGCUGUUUCCAGGGAUGGUGCUAGAAAAUUCCGAUCUCAAGCUGAGAGGUUACUUCGGCGAUCAAUCCGUGGUCGGAGGGAAAGCGACAGUGGUGGCCAAAUUUGGAGGAAAGCACGCUCGACUACCAUUGUUCGUCGUCAAGAGCGGUACGCGAGCCCUGCUAGGAAGGAACUGGGCGAAAGCUUUUGGUAUGCCGCUCGACAGUCUGCUGAACGUGCACUUGGUCGAUGACCUGAAGGACAUGAUAAGCCGAUUUCCUGAUGUGUUUUCAGAAGGUCUCGGUAACUUUGCAGGAGUGAAGGCCAAGAUAAGAGUGCCAGAGGACGUGAAACCACGUUUCUUCAGGCCGAGACCAGUACCAUUUGCUUCGAAGGACAUGGUGGCGCAGGAACUACAGCGGUUGCAGCGAGAAGGUAUCCUCAGGCCAGUGCGGACCGCGGAAUGGGCAGCACCGUUGGUUCCAGUUUUGAAGAAGGAUGGAAAAAUCCGAUUGUGCGGGGACUUCAAGGUCACGGUAAACCGGGCAGCAGGUAUCGAGAUGUACCCAGUGCCACGGGUCGAAGAAAUCUGGGCACAGCUGGCGGGAGGCGUGAUGUUCUCCAAGUUGGAUCUUCGGGAUGCUACCAGCAAGUGGAGUUGGAUGAGGUGUCGAAGAAAUUGGUGA
Messenger RNA from Dermacentor silvarum, 900 nucleotides. RefSeq lists its product as uncharacterized. The record is from RefSeq and is a predicted model, not a curated record. Lineage: Eukaryota; Metazoa; Arthropoda; Arachnida; Ixodida; Ixodidae. Bases 1 to 900 code for a protein of 299 amino acids. The transcript has a single exon.